UCCACUAUAAUAUUUGAUUGCUGCUAGUUGCAAUAUUAUUUAGAUUGUUAACUCGUAACAAUUAUGAGAGACUAGUAAUAAUAAUAAUAAUAAUAAUCAUAAUAACAACAACAGUAACAACAAUAAUCGUCUAGUUGCUGAGGUCUAAUAUUUGGACGACCGCGCGUAUAAAUAACAGCCGGCCAUAUCAAUAAGGUACCAGUUGUGUCAGUCCAUCAUCAGAGUCAUCAACAAACAUGAAGUCUGCUUUGGUUAUUGUAUCCGUUCUUUUAGCCGGCGUGGCCCUCGAAGUUGCCGCCCGCAUGGUCACCGACAACCAAAACCAACAUGAAAACAACAACCAGUGGACCCGUUUUCGUGGGGACUCCAGUGAUGAAUCAACUGAGUCGAACUUACACGAAUAUCGAAACAACAACAACUUCAACAACGUCCGAAGCAACUAUGACUCGGUAUCUACAUUUGCUGACCGUUCAAGACAGAUCAACCAAAACGACGAUACCGACUUCGGUUCCAACCAAGAGUUACGUCUACAACAACAACAACCCAAAAGCCAAAACCAAUUCAAUGCCGUCAACCACCCCGAAGGACUCACCAAGAUAAUGGUCGAGAAAAUCGCUACCAUUCAGAAAAUCGCCGUCGAUCACAAUAUCGCCGACACCGCCGAUUUCUUGGACGCAGCGCUCACCGUCAAUUCUAACUCCAUCAAAUUCCCAAAACACAAUUUCGUGUCUUUCUACAACUCAACCAUGAAGAACCUUGAAAAUGGUAACUUGGAAUACCUGUACCUGAACCCCGAAAGUGACACCCUGUUCGCCCAGUACCAGUUCGACGAGGUCAAAACCGUCGGAUCAUUCAAGUCCAACAUCGCCCACACUCAUUCUGGUUACUACACAGUCAUCUUGAACAACGUGUUCAGCAACUUGUCCACUGGAUUCUAUGACGACAAACAUGCCAUGAUCAAGGCGGCCAAAUUCCAAAACGCAGACGUCAACAUAAUCACCCACGACGGUUCCGAAACGCAAGUUCUCAACCCAGCUAUGGAACAAAAAUAUUUGGGUGUGUUGGCCAACACCGUGUCCAACGAAGUGAUGAAGUCCGCCAACAAGGGUGCGAUCGUCCAGAUGAAAAACGAAAUCCGCAAACCAAUCAUAUCCCAAAUGAACGCUGCUAGAAAUAACGCCAACAAGCUGUUCGACUUAAAAUGGCAGGAGGACCAAGUCUCCAUGGAGAUGACUAACAUCGGUUUCAUGAACUCAGAAGAACUCGAGCACGCCACCGAACAUUUAUUGAACUCUGUGACUUUCCAACGGAAAUCCCAAGACACCUACGGAAUGCGUUAUGACUUCUCCAUCAAAAACAUGGAAUGGACAUCCGCUGUGAACAUCAUGUCGGGUGAUAUGAGAACGACCACAGGGCCAAUGAAGUUCACUAUCGACCAAAUCAACAUGAAAGUAUACGUCGAAAAGUCAACCCAACAACAACAGUCGUAUGGCAAGGCCAACACCAACGUGGAAAUACGUGGUCUCCAUUACAACUUGAAGAACGUCAAGUCCAACCUUGUUUCCUACUUCGAAAACGACCUCCAACGUUUCAUGGAACUUUCUUUGGGAUCUUACAUCCAAGAUACUUUGGUACAAGAAUUAAACAACUCUAGUCGCCAAUACUAAGUUGACUCAUUUAUUUUAAAACAUUAGUUUUUCUUAAUAUAUUAUAUAAAAUAAGCAAUAGU
Molecule: messenger RNA, 1729 nt
Organism: Myzus persicae (green peach aphid)
Lineage: Eukaryota; Metazoa; Arthropoda; Insecta; Hemiptera; Aphididae
Exons: 2
Coding region: 237-1667 (476 amino acids)
Source: RefSeq, a predicted model, not a curated record